Molecule: messenger RNA, 589 nt
Organism: Schistosoma turkestanicum
Lineage: Eukaryota; Metazoa; Platyhelminthes; Trematoda; Strigeidida; Schistosomatidae
Source: the annotation of a GenBank genome assembly
AUUUUUGUUUGAUCGCGUCAGCGCAUUAACUCGUUACGGUCUGCUUGAACUGCGCUUCCAGAAUCUGCUUCUUAAAGCAUGGCUGCUCGUGCAUUUAGAAAGUUUGCCCCGCUUUCUGAUCGAGUGUUGGUACAACGUUUUGAGGCUGAGACCAGAAGUAAAGGUGGGAUCAUGCUACCAGAAAAAGCGAAAGGCAAAGUGCUCGAAGCAACUGUAGUUGCACAUGGUCCAGGAGCAAAAAAUGAAAAAGGCGAAGUAGUCCCAGUUUGUGUCAAUGUUGGUGACAAAGUUUUUCUCCCUGAGUACGGCGGUACUAAAGUCGUUCUGGAAGACAGUUCACGACCAGGGAAGUCCUAUUCUCGUGUUUGGGGUGUGAUUUAUAAAAUCGGAAGAACAAAAAGUGAAUGUCCGUCUGGGAAUUGAAUCUGGUUGGUGGGGUACAGAGUAUCAAUCAACUCUCUCACUCUUAGUCUCUUCACUCGAGUAUCCUGUUAGUCUUGUGAAUAGACAAAUUGUGUAUGACACCAAAUCCUGAACAAUGGACAUCACAACAGAUAUCUAAAAGUGGUUUAUGCCUGACAAAAAUUUU